Drosophila willistoni is the source of this 595-nucleotide messenger RNA. RefSeq names its product thyrostimulin alpha-2 subunit (gene Gpa2). The transcript has 2 exons. Lineage: Eukaryota; Metazoa; Arthropoda; Insecta; Diptera; Drosophilidae. Gene Ontology annotation, biological process: cell surface receptor signaling pathway. Gene Ontology annotation, molecular function: hormone receptor binding. Bases 87 to 482 code for a protein of 131 amino acids. The record is from RefSeq and is a predicted model, not a curated record.
UCUGCGCAGUCGUCGCCAUCGACAUCGCCAUCAGUGUGGUAUAAAAGCCCAAUGCACAACCAGAGCCGGGAAACAGUUGAAACAAGAUGAGGCCAAGUCAGUUGUUUAUUUUAUUGAUCGGCUGCUGUGCGUGGUUUCUAGUGCCCACUGAAUCAAAUAUGAAAGAUGUCUGGUUACGUCCUGGUUGCCAUAAGGUGGGUCAUACACGCAAGAUAUCCAUACCAGAUUGUGUAGAAUUCACCAUUACCACAAAUGCCUGUCGAGGAUUCUGUGAGUCGUAUGCUGUGCCCUCAGUGCCAUGGCAAGGAGCUUCUUUAACUGGCCUCUUCAGGACUCCCAAGCCGGUGGUCAGUGUUGGACAAUGUUGCAACAUGAUGAAAUCCGAAGAGAUCCAGCGACGCGUCUUGUGCAUUGAAGGCAUAAGGAAUGUCACAUUCAAGAGUGCCACAUCUUGUAGCUGCUAUCAUUGCAAAAAGGAUUAGAACUGGACUUGAUUGGAACAAUGAAUUAAUGAAAUUAAACAAAAUAUUUUAUGCCUGAGCCAUUUUUCUUUUGACAAAUACACUGUGAAACAAAAUCUAGCUGCAAAAUUAAA